AAGACAGCAGAGAUCACGUGAUUGUGUUGAUGCUCAUGAACACAAAACACUGUGGCGUAGAUAGUAUAUAAUUUUGGUCUUUUGGGGGUUAAUCGAAGUUCUUCUAAGCACGGUAUACAGUGUAUAUUCAUUAUUUAGUUUCUGAAAAAUGAUUGGAAACAAAACCAUGGCGGUAAAGUCUCCCAAUGAGCUUCUUUUGCCGAUGAACGUUCCCCACAAAUUGUUGAUGGGACCUGGGCCGUCCAACGUACCACCGAGAAUCCUUGCCGCCGGAGCUCUGCCGAUACUUGGACACAUGCAUCCGGAGACUUUGAAGAUCAUGGAUGACAUAAAGAAAGGAUUACAGUACGUAUUCCAGACAAAGAAUGAACUGACGUUUGCUGUGAGUGGUUCGGGCCAUUGUGGAAUGGAGGCUGCUAUGAUGAAUCUUAUCGAACCCGGUGAUGUCAUUCUGGUUGCUUCCAACGGCAUCUGGGGAGAAAGGAUCGCAGAUCUUGGCAAAAGGCUCGGAGCCAAUGUUAAAGUAUUGCAGAACCCAACUGGAGUAGCAUUUUCCUUAAGACAGAUUGAACAGAGUAUUCAUGUUUACAAACCAGUAUUAUUUGCGAUCACUCACGGAGAAUCAUCAUCAGGUGUAUUGCAGCCAUUGCAAGGAAUCGGAAGUCUGUGCCACAGGAAUAACUGCCUUUUCUUGGUAGACUCGGUAGCAUCGCUAGGAGGAGUUCCCAUGUUUGUGGAUGACUGGGGUAUUGAUGUCAUUUACAGUGGUAGCCAGAAGGUUCUUGGUGCACCCCCUGGGACGGCUCCUAUAUCAUUCAGUGAAAGAGCAAGAUCCAAAUAUCUGAGCAAGAAAAUCAGAGUUCCUUCAUUUUAUUUGGACCUCAAUCAUCUAGCAAACUACUGGGGGUGUGAUGCUGGACCAAGGAGAUACCACCAUACCUGCCCUGUGACCAACCUGUACCAACUAAGAGAAGGAUUAGCUAUGGUGGCAGAAGAGGGUCUUGAAGAAUGUUGGAAGCGUCACAAAGCAGCUGCUCAAUCUCUGUAUGCGGGACUAGAGAAACUUGGUCUUCAGUUGUUUGUCAAAGAUGAGGCGACCCGUCUCCCCACCGUCAGCGCCAUCUUGGUUCCUCCUGGUAUGGACUGGAAGAAGGUGGUCAUGUAUGUUAUGCAAAAGUACAGAAUAGAGAUAUCUGGUGGCCUUGGACCAAGUGCAGGAAAGGUUUGGCGCAUCGGUCUAAUGGGGUACAAUGCCAACCAGGAUAACGUGAAGAGGGUCUUGAGGGUUCUGGAAGAAGGUCUCAACCACUGCCGGACUACAUCCCGUCUCUAAGGGUUCCAGAAACUACCCGUAAAGAACUUGCCCCUUCCCUCUUUCUACUCCCAUUCACUCAACCCCUAGCCUUUAGACAGUGCCUCUAUCCUUCACUCUGCCCUACAGAAGUUCUCCUCUUUGGAAGAAGGUCUUAACCAUAGAAGGACCACAUCCCAGCUCUAGGGCUUCCAGAAACUACCUGUAAAGAACUUGCCCCUUCCUUUCCUCUGUCUUCUCCCAUUCACUCAUCCCCUAGCCUUUAGACAGUGCCUCUAUCUUUCACCUUGCCCUAUGGAAGUUCUCCUCUUUGUAAGAAGGUCUCAACCAUUGGACUACAUCCCAUCUCUAGGGCUUCCAGGAACCACCUGUACAGUACUUGCCCCUUCCUUCUCCGAGUCCGGCCCCCUUCACUCAAUCUCCAAUACCAUUCCCUAUUCUCCCUGAAAGCUUGGCUCCAACCAUAGCAGGACAGCAUCUUGUCACUAUUAAAGGCUCCCAGAAAACAACCUGUAAAAUACUUGCCCUCUUUCUCUGCCGUAUCUAUUCCUUUCCCCCAUUCAUUCCACCCCUUGAACUUUUAUCUCUUCUCUCUGGAAGACUGCAGGACAAGAUCUCAUCUCUAGGGCCUCUAGAAACCUUUUUUCAAAGUACUUGCCCCUUCAUCCCCAAGUCUCCCUCUUUCUACAUCUUGCACCUUUAUCUCCUCUCUCUGGAAGUUGGACUCAACCAUUGCAAAACUACGUAUUGUCUCUAGGAUUUCCAGAAACCUCUUUCAGAGUGCUUGCCCCUUCCUCCCUGAGUCCUCUCCCCUUCAUUCUAUCUUUAGUACCUUUCGUUCUUCUUUCUGGAAGAUGGUCUCCAACCAUUGCAGGGCUACAUGUCGUCACUCUUGCUUCCAGAAACCACCUUCCUACUCGAGUCUUCUCUCCACUCCUCCUGAGUAACUUUCCCUUUCCUCUCUGAAAGAUGGCCUCUCUUGUUGUAGGACAACAUCUCAUUUGCAUCCGGAAACCAACUGUGAAGUACCUGCCCUUGUGUUCUUACCGAGUCCUUUCCCCAUUACUCUACCUUAUUCUCUUCUCUCUGGAAGAUAUCAUCGGUCAUUACAGGACUACAUCCCGUCUUUAGGGCUUCCAGAAAACACCUCCCUCGUCUCAAUCCACUCUCCUCACUCCAAAUCUUGUACCGUCCUCUCUUCUCUCUGGAAGAUGGUCUCCACGCAUUACAGGACUAUGUCUCAUCUCAAGGGUUCCGGAAACCUUUUUUUUAAAUAAUCACCCCUUCCUUUCCCCAGAGUCAAAUCCUUUUACUGUGCCUUCUUCUUGAAAAAAAAAGAAUAUCAUUAUGAUGAUGAUGAUGAUGGUGAUGAUGAUGAUGUUGAUGAUGACAAUGACGAUGGCGAUGAUGAUUAUUAUCAGUCUCCCCCUGCAAAUUUUUAAUCCCUUCAUUGUGGUCUAUACAAUAUUAUUGGAAUGCUAUUAUGAUGUGUUUCCUGUCAAACCAAUUCAUUAAUGAUGCUUAUAAUAAUGAUGCUUAAUAAAAAGGACAUAUCUUUAAAUGAAUUCACUGACCGCAUUACCUCGUAUACAAAUAUUCUUUCUGGCAUACUAACAGUUUUUUGUGUUCUGACUCAUAAAUAAAUGUAAACUAUAGGUUCCACCACUCCACAUUAUUCUGUUGGAAGUAAUGAUGAAUCAUAACAAAACUCUCAAUUCAUGCUAAUUUGUAUAUAUUUUGUUUCCUUUGCUGACUAGAUGUGGCAUUUCAAAGCACUUUGUAUUUCAUGUAAAACACACUUUUAAGAUAUGAAUUAUUAUUAUUGCUUAUGUUAUAGGCUGUUUAGAGAAACUAAAUGUACUGGGACAUUACAUGUACUAACUAUUCUGUGCAGUAGUAAGAAAAAAAAUAUACUGUAGGCUGUUAUGUAAGACUAGAAGGUAAAUCAUGUUGAAAAUCAUAAGUGCUGGUUGGCAGGUGCUGGAAUAUUUCUGUACAGGUUUUAAAUUUCUCCAGCAUAAGUAUAUCAUUCCACUGUUGUAUAUUCAAGCAGUAAAUCUAUUGUUCGCGGGAGGGGGGGGGGGAUGAACAGUUGUUUCAUCCCUCCCCCCACUUGAAUAGCUUGAUGUCACAAAUGUACUCCUGUGUAUCAUUGUUAUGGUAUUUCCAGCUUUCCAUUUGUGUUGGGGUGAUUUAAUUAAUUACUUUCAUACUGCUUGCAUACUGCUUUCCAUUAUGCAAAAAAGUGUUUUGUGCAUAAUGGGGAGAGCGCAGUAUAAUAAUUGAUAGCAAUGAUAAUUGCUAUUUUGAUAUUCCACCGAUUUGAUUGUAAGAGGGGAGGUUAGAAGUCAAGGUUACUAGCUUGGCUCCUAGCUUACCAGGCUCCCUUGGGGAUGACAACCCUAGCUUGCUUCCAUACGGGCUGUGAAGGGGGAAACCCUGUUUCAGUCCGAGGAGCAAGUGGUUCGGCCUCUGGUUAUAUUUGGUUUGGGUUGACUGCCCAUUCCAUCUAAUUACUAUUUUCACAUGAUUUAAUUAUGGGUUAUUAUGUGGCAGUCAUGGGCCACUUGUCAUCAUUUAUGAUGGCAACAUCAGGCCCAAAGAACAAUCUAAAAAAAUAAAAAAUAAUUUAUGAUAAACAUACCUGAUAUAUUUAAAGAAUGGAUUGAUGAUGUCAAUGAUCUUCAUUAAUAAUGGUGGUAUAGUAGACUUGACUAAUAAUUUUCAAAUAGUUUUUUUUCUUUUAGGAAUUCAAAUUUUUCUGAUUUAUUCGUUUGCAUUUAUAUUUUUUGUGAGAUUUAUAUAAGAUAUAUUGUUACUGAUUAUUUGUCAUGUUUUUAUGGAUAUUUUUUUCAUCUGUUGGGAUAAAAAUAUUAAAGUUUCAAUAAAACAGAUAUUCAUUCACAGGACGUUACCCUUUCAGACUCAAUUUAUGUAUGAAAUGCAUUAUGUUUAAUAAAUGUAUGUAAAUACUUUUAUUUUCUUCAUCUUCCUUAAACAUUACUUACAGAGCUUUUCUUCAUACCAUUUGUUACAACUUAAUAAAAAAAAAUUAGGCUUCUUACAGUGAUUCGCUAGUUUAUUUCUGAUAAGCACUAUUAUCUAUGUUUGCCGUCUUGAAGAGAAUGAUAUGAUUUUUUUUUACAAGUUAGCUUUGAUUAGAUCAUUCUUUUAUGGUUUAAUGGUAACAUAUUGUGGUGUUGUCCUUCAAAAAGGAUAGUUUAUAGUUCUAUUUUGAAAUUAUAAGGAAAGUGAGUUCUCUCAUAAGUUCUAAAAGAACUAAAAAUCUAAUGUUUUCUUCUUGGAUAUAAUUAUAAGUAUUCUAAAAGAAUUAUAUUUUUGAUCUGCAAUUAUAGUUAUGUAAUAUUUUAAGUACCUUUGUAUGAAUAUUUUUUGAUAAUGGAACAACAUGAUGAAGAUGAAUUUUAAUAAAUGUGAAGGUGAAAGCUAGAAUGAUAUUUUUAUUAAUACUUAAUUCUUAUUUAACUGUUGGUGUGGGUUAUUGUAUGCACCGGAAAAUCAUGGAUCCUCCCCUGAUUGUAUAUGUACAUGAUUGAGAAUAAAAUAUGAAUUCAAAAUCA
Messenger RNA from Lytechinus pictus (painted urchin), 4893 nucleotides. RefSeq names its product alanine--glyoxylate aminotransferase-like. NCBI's taxonomy places the organism in Eukaryota, Metazoa, Echinodermata, Echinoidea, Temnopleuroida, Toxopneustidae. Gene Ontology annotation, cellular component: peroxisome. The record is from RefSeq and is a predicted model, not a curated record. The transcript has 12 exons. Bases 149 to 1333 code for a protein of 394 amino acids. Gene Ontology annotation, molecular function: L-serine:pyruvate transaminase activity; L-alanine:glyoxylate transaminase activity.